GGAUCAAUAUUCGCCUUUUCGCUUGAGAGCCGUCCAAGAAGCACUCGCAGGAAAAUUCGAUCAGGCAAACAGAGUGCGUCACAGUUUUGGGAAAUGCAAUCGGACUUUCUGCAGCAUUAGCCAAGUUGCCAAAGUGUUUCCGGUUUUGGUGACGACAAGCCGCAGCCGAAGAUGGAGGAGGUGCAGUGAUUCCAGUGCUUCUGGGUGAAGUUCUCUGCCUUGUUCGUGGAGGAACAGAGACUUUCCCUCCCGUGUGAAGGCGAAAAUCCGCCACUGCAGGUGUAUUGACGGCCGUUCUGCUGCAAUUUGCAGGGUGAAAAGUGCACAAAUUCGUGAUUUUGCAGUUCUUGCCAGAGGAAAUACACACAAAUUUUCUUUCUGCCAAAGGUAUUUUGCCAAUUUCACCACACAUUCAAGUGACAUUUUUUCCCCAAGUGUGCGAAAGAAGAAAGGAAGAAGCAUACAGCAAAAGUGCAGAGGAAAAAUGCGUGAUUAGACGAAUUAUGAAAAAAAUGUCACCUGGCAAGGACGAAAAGUGGAAAAUUUCUCCGUCCUUGCAAUUGAGAGGGCAUUUGAGGAAAAUCACGUAAUACAAACAGCUGAUUACGAUGGGGAAUUUAGUGGAAAAAAACCAGUGAAAAAGGGCCAAAAAUCCCUCCCGACUUUUGGCGAAAAUGCGCCACGAGAGAGAAAAUCCGCAUGUAAAUUAGAAGAGACGCCGUCUGUUAAUUUUAGUUUCAAUUUUUUACGACCUCUCUUGCGGCUCUCUCAACUCUGCCAAUGCUUUUUGGGAGUGUAUUUAUAGACAUCCACUUAUAGGAAAUUAAAAUGAGAGUCUGUAGUUGCUCUUGUGCUGGAGAUGGGACUUCGGCUUGUGAUAUGGACCACGUUACUUUUAGCUUUCUUUGGACCAUUUUGGUUUUGGAUCCCACACGUGAAUGCUGAAUGCCAAACACGCUCAAUUUACUGCUACGAGUGCGACUCCUGGACUGACCCGCGAUGCAGAGAUCCCUUCAACUACACCGCGCUGCCACGUGACCAGCCGCCCUUGAUGACAUGCAACGGCUGCUGCGUGAAAAUGGUUAGACACUCCAAAACCCCGUACGAAGUGGUUCGGCGGAUGUGCACGUCUCAACUGCAGAUAAAUCUCUUUAUGGUGGAUCAUGUGUGUAUGAUGGAAAAAUCAGGCAAUGGACAUAUGUGUUUUUGCGAGGAAGAUAUGUGUAACACAUCCACUUCACUUUUCUACCCGUCUAACAAUUUACUCACAUCUCUACUGUUGAGUUUCUUACUCACGAAACUUUUUAGUUGGUAAAAGAAAAUACAACCAAAAAAAUACUGCAGCCAAAAUCAACAUAGAAAAAUUUUACACAAGAGAAAAACUACAGCAAUAAAGGCUAAUCUUUUUUGAAAGAUAGGAACAAGAAACAACAGAAGCCUUAAUUACAUGAAUUUACAUAAUUUACAGAGUAUAUUGUUUUGUUCAGUUAAGAUCAUUUAAGUUUAGGGAUAAAUGAAGGUUUUCUUUUAACUGUUAAAAGUGAAAUAAUUUCAGUAUUUUCCUACGUUCUUCUUCCUUUUUCUUUUGUUAUUGAGAAAGUAUAAUUGCAUGAACGACUUAAAUGCCUUUCGGUUGUUAUCUUCUUAUCUUUAUGUCUUUAAUUCAAGUAAAUUUCGUAACUUUCUUACAACUUAUAUUUCCUCUGUAAGUAUAUUUAAUUGUUUCUGUAAGUGCUUGGUUAUCUUCCAAUUUUAUUUCUUUUAGGGAAUCUGUUCACGAAAUUUCCGUAUCUUUUCCUCACAAAACAGAAAAGAGAAACACACUUGUACACUUACACUUUACACACACUGGAAAUACAUUAUAUAGAAGCUUCUUUUAUAUUUCAACUCGUUUAUCAUUUUAUAACUAAUCAGCUUUUGCCUUUCAUUCUUGACAUCUUCUUUAUUCAUCCUCUCAAGUUCGCCCAUAUAAAGAACAUCCAUAUCUAUAAUAUCAUUUUUACAAAACAUAUUUUUCAUUUUAAACUUAAUACACAAUCGCUAUGGCAAUAAAACGAAGCGUAAAAACUGCGAUUGCACUUUUCGAAUAACUCUCUCUCUUCCUCUUUAAAUAAAACAUUCAAUAACAAUUUGAUAAACAAAUAGUACACAUAAUUUUCUCGCAGAUUGUAAAGCAAUUUCCAAAAAGCAACAACUGGAACCCGUAGAUUCAUUCUCUACUUUUCCCUCCUGCUAUAUUUCACCCUACAGCACAGAGACGUCAAAACGCUGUCACUUUGACAAAUUUUUCACAGUGAAAUGUAUUUGAAAGUGUCGAUUUUACAACUGCCGAGUAACUGAAAUUUCCCUUUUUGUGUAUAAACCUAGAAAAUUCCCAUUGCAAUUUUGUCGCACUAACAAAAUUAACCGAGAGUGAUGGAGAAAUGAGAAUGAACCUGUUCCAUAAAGCCCCAAAGAAUCUGGAAUGCUUUCCACAUAUGACGCCACGGCUAUGAAAUUUUUUUCAUGAUACACUUUUGAUAAUUUCCAACUACCGCUGAAAUUCACUUAUCAGUUGGCUCUCCAAGCGGUUUAUUGCUUAUAUUUCUUUAUCAUUAGAAAAUAUAUAAAUAUUAGACAAUUAAGGAAAGAUAUUAUUAAAUAAAAUGAAAAUACACAAUGCUAGGAAUUCUACAUAUGAAUGAAUUAUUUCAUUGAAUGAUUGUAUAGUUCAGUUUCUUUUCUUCCAUUUAUUGGAAUGAAGGAGAUUAAAUAUAUAUAUUGUUGAAUUA
Molecule: messenger RNA, 2771 nt
Organism: Phlebotomus argentipes
Lineage: Eukaryota; Metazoa; Arthropoda; Insecta; Diptera; Psychodidae
Gene: qvr
Product: protein quiver
Exons: 5
Coding region: 860-1315 (151 amino acids)
Biological process (GO): sleep; regulation of synaptic transmission, cholinergic; positive regulation of voltage-gated potassium channel activity
Source: RefSeq, a predicted model, not a curated record